CAUCUCGAUCUAGAAGCAUGGCUACCGUCUGGAAAAUUUCUCUCGUGUUCUUGUCUGUCAUAUGUCUUUCUCAAGCCGAGUGUCCACCUCUCUGGUCAGUAUACCAAGGGAACUGCUACCGCUUCUUCGGCCAGAGGAAAUCGUGGCACGAUGCUGAAGAUCACUGCAAUGGGUUCUUCACCAGUAAGAGCCAGGCCCAUCUUGCGACCAUCCGGGAAUCCAGUACCAACCACUUACUCAUCGAGAUGUGGAAAACUUCACUGAUUUCCAUUCAAAGCGAAGGGGAUCGUGUUUGGAUUGGGCUAAACGACCAAGUCACAGAGGGUGCCUAUACUUGGAUAUCAAGCGGGACACGCGGCAUACCAACUGAUGUCUGGCUUCCUGGCCAACCAGACGAAGGGGAGGAUGAGCAUUGCGUUGACUUCUGGAACAAUUCUGGCAAAAUAGGAUGGAAUGAUGAGAACUGCGCCAGAGAGAAUGCAUUUAUUUGCAUGAUGUAUAUCGGUAGUUAUUGAUUAGUAGUUUAUCAUCAUUUAUCAGCAUUGUAGGUCGACUGAAGUCAACACCGCACCCGAAGCCACCUCUCAGCAUCGAUAUGAGACUUUCAUGUCUCGACUUUACAACUCUGUACAACUUGAGGAAAAUGACGAACAGCUCCACACAAUGACAAUCGCCUGAGAAAUUCUUCAUCUUAAGAAGUUCAUGAAGUUUAACUUUUCACACACACACAACAAUGUCUAAACUUGUGCAUGCAUUUGUUUGCUGUAUCAUGCAUUAUAUAAACAUGACUGUACCUGAUAAACUCACAAACUCAUUUUCAAGGCAAAGUAUGCAUUUGGUUUUUGGAACCGUUCAAGUGUUUAAUCCUGCAGUUAUGUGAUCAUUUCAUUUCAUAAGGUGAGAGCGCCUUUGGGAUAAUUAUCACCGAAAAUCCGGACCGAAUAAGGAUGUCCCGCUGGAAGCAUAAUCCCUAAUAAUAGAAAUACACAAUUUGAGAAACGUUACUGACAUUUAACGCUUUUCAGAUUCAAUUUUUUGGAGGAUUAAACCUGAUUCAAGUUUCCAUUAUAAUGCAUUAGCCUACCACAUUAUUUUGAAAUGAAAUGUUACUAAACUAAUGCUGUCCUCAACUGCUGAACGGAAGCUGCUGUGAGACUCUACAAUAAAGCUUUUAUUGUCAUAAUUAAUUUUAAGGGUGAUUAAACCGUACUAUAUUGGUAAUUACUCAAAAAUAGUUGUUAGCAUAAAAACUCAGUUAACGACCAAUUACUGAUAACAAUAGUAACUGUGAGAAACGGCUCCAUGUGAAGUAUUGUAGUUUUUGAGAACUGAGAUAUUUCUCACUAAAUUAAAACACUUCAGACUAUGGUGUCCUUCAUUAUUCUCUUCGAUGGAAAUUGAGUCAAAUCUUUUUACGGACUCAUUGUUAUAAGCCUAUCGUUUGGACACACGAAAACUUGUCUUUGUCUGAGAAAACUUGUCUUUGCCACAAUAGUCAAUCAUAGUGUCCAGUGCCUUUAGUGGUUUCAAUGAUGGUUGAAGAAAUUACAAAAUUAUU
This is a messenger RNA of Asterias rubens (European starfish), 1558 nucleotides long. Its product is annotated as alpha-N-acetylgalactosamine-specific lectin-like. The transcript has a single exon. The record is from RefSeq and is a predicted model, not a curated record. The coding region runs from base 18 to 515 and encodes 165 amino acids. Lineage: Eukaryota; Metazoa; Echinodermata; Asteroidea; Forcipulatida; Asteriidae.